Molecule: messenger RNA, 1125 nt
Organism: Puma concolor (puma)
Lineage: Eukaryota; Metazoa; Chordata; Mammalia; Carnivora; Felidae
Source: RefSeq, a predicted model, not a curated record
AUGAGGUCGGCGGCAGAGUUUUGCAGGGGAAAAGUGAAGAGAGUUGACGUGAUAGCCCGGCCCCCGGAGCCAGAACCUGGCUGUGGGGCGGGCCAGGGCCCCGAGUGCGGCAGAGCAGAGGCCAAGCGAAGGCUGGAGCUGGGAGAAAGCGGUCAUCAGUACCUCUCCGAUGGCUUAAAAACCCCUAAGGGCAAAGGAAGAGCUGCACUUCGAAGUCCAGAUAGUCCAAAAACUCCAAAAUCUCCCUCAGAAAAAACACGGUAUGACACAUCCCUUGGUCUGCUCACCAAGAAGUUCAUUCAGCUACUGAGCCAGUCCCCUGACGGGGUCUUGGAUUUGAACAAGGCAGCGGAGGUACUGAAAGUGCAAAAGAGAAGGAUCUAUGACAUCACCAACGUGCUGGAAGGCAUCCACCUCAUUAAGAAGAAGUCGAAAAACAACGUGCAGUGGAUGUGAGUAUGAGCCAAGGGCCCCGCAGGUCCUUUGUCAGAAUGUCAAGGCCUGUCGAAGGAAGUGACCGAGCUCAGCCAGGAGGAGAAGAAAUUAGAUGAGCUGAUCCAAACCUGCACCCUGGACCUCAAACUGCUAACCGAGGAUUCAGAGAAUCAAAGGUUAGCUUACGUUACAUAUCAAGAUAUUCGAAAAAUUAGUGGCCUUAAAGACCAAACUGUUAUAGUUGUCAAAGCCCCUCCAGAAACAAGACUUGAAGUGCCUGACCCAAUAGAGAGCCUACAAAUACAUUUGGCAAGUACCCAAGGGCCCAUUGAGGUAUAUUUGUGUCCAGAAGAGACAGAAACACACAGUCCAAUGAAAACAAACAACCAAGACCACAAUGGGAAUAUCCCAAAACCCCCUUCCAAAGACUUGGCUUCAACCAACUCAGGACAUAGCGAUUGUUCAAUUUCUAUGGCGAACCUUUCUCCUUUGGCCUCCCCAGCCAACCUCUUACAGCAGACUGAGGACCAAAUUCCUUCCAACCUGGAAGGACCAUUUGUGAACUUACUGCCCCCCCUGCUCCAAGAAGACUAUCUCCUAAGCCUUGGGGAGGAAGAAGGCAUCAGCGAUCUCUUCGAUGCUUACGAUUUGGAAAAGCUCCCACUGGUGGAAGAUUUUAUGUGUAGUUGA